UUUAAAUGCAUGGAGUGUGGAACUAACUUCAGGACUAGAAGAAGCCUUUAUAAACAUGAUGGUUUAUAUCACAGUGAGAAGAAACCACACCAAUCUCCAUUCUCCAGUGAAACACCCAUGAAUUGCACUCUAGUAGAGUAACAUGCAUGGUUUGCUAAGAGGCACAGCGGCUGCCAGGGGAGAGGAUCUUCGCCAUGUCUACGGCUAUGAACUUCGGGACUAAAAGCUUCAAGCCGAGGCCACCAGACAAAGGCUCUUUCCCUUUGGAUCAUUUCGGUGAAUGUACAGCAUUCAAAGAAAAAUUCAUGAAGUGUCUGAAGGAAAAUAGGUUUGAGAAUGCUUUGUGCAGACAGGAAUCAAAAGAAUAUUUAGAAUGCAGAAUGGAGAGGCAACUUAUGUCCAAAGAACCGCUGGAAAAGUUGGGAUUUAAAGACCUAACAGAAGAGAAAUCAGAAACCCAACCUAAGACAUUGUAAUGAAGAGAAAGGAAAAGGGAGAAAAUCCUGACCAUCUCUUAUGGAAAGCAGCAAAUCUUCAGUAGUACAUAUUGUGCAUUGUAUAUUUCAAAUGUGAUUGCAACAUGAAGUGCGCCUUCAAAGAAAAUGCUGUAACUGUUGGCCAAAUAGAAGAGUUACAGUGCAAACCUAUAUGCUG
This is a messenger RNA of Rhineura floridana, 654 nucleotides long. RefSeq names its product cytochrome c oxidase assembly protein COX19-like. Bases 195 to 476 code for a protein of 93 amino acids. The transcript has a single exon. The record is from RefSeq and is a predicted model, not a curated record. Gene Ontology annotation, biological process: mitochondrial respiratory chain complex IV assembly. Gene Ontology annotation, cellular component: mitochondrial intermembrane space. Lineage: Eukaryota; Metazoa; Chordata; Lepidosauria; Squamata; Rhineuridae.